ACGAGUUCCGAGUAUCAACCAAGGGUUUAAGAAUUGAGGUUAAGUUGUUAAGUGAAACCCACGUGCCAGCACGAGUCAAAACUCCUGUGGUCGGAAAGACAAAAGUUGGUAAUUUUCCGAUUCUUGCAGUGUGGGUGGUCCCUGUCAAAAUCUUCUUCAAACUAAGUUUUUCUUUUUGUAAAUUUUGAAGUCCAAUAUCUCCUCUGGUCAUCAUCACAAUCAAAACUAACCUAUGUUGGACCCGGUGCUGUUUGUCCUGCUAAUGUUCACCCAAUUAACACAAGUAAAAUCCUGCUCCACUUCCCACCGCUCACUUCACUUUCACUCCUUUCCCUUCAAUUACCUGUGAGUGUAAGUCUCUCUGAAAAUUUGUGCAUUAUUCAUGCACUGCCGUCCACGCUCUCCCUAGCCCCUUCCCUUUACCUAUAAAAACCCCAUUGUUUUUUUCUCAGUUUGACCAAAGAGCAAGUAACCAAACAAAGCUCGAGCCCUCUCCUCGAUUGCUAACUACAUUUAGAUAAUUAUACAUUUAAAGCUUUUUGUCCAAUAUGAGGCUUGCCGCAAUUGCUGUUACUGUCAAGCCAUUCACUACGCCUACUACGCCAAAACUCACUCACUACUCUGUUCCCUCCACAACCACCACCAUUAAUCCUUUAAAGCUCAACAGUGCUGAAAACCCUGAGUUUUCGUGGACUCCCUUAAAAUAUGACUCACUUUUCACUCACUCGAACUCAGCUAAACUCGCCAAGAAUUGCAUGGAGUAUCAGGGGAUCAAUAACUGGGAGGGCUUGCUCGAUCCUCUUGAUGAUACUCUAAGAAGUGAGAUUCUAAGAUACGGGCAAUUCGUCGAAGCAGCGUAUCGAUCUUUCGACUUUGACACUUCUUCACCCACUUAUGCCACGUGUAAGUUCCCCAAGAGCUCGCUACUGAGCCGGUCUUGCAUUGGAGGGACCGGUUAUAAACCGACCAAGAACUUGCGUGCCACGUGUGGGAUUCAGCUGCCACGUUGGAUACAAAGGGGACCGAGCUGGCUUUCAACUCAAUCCAGCUGGAUUGGUUACGUGGCAGUUUGUCAGGACAAGGAGGAAAUCGCCAGGCUUGGCAGGCGUGACGUGGUGAUCGCAUUCAGAGGCACCGCCACUUGCCUGGAGUGGCUCGAGAACCUACGAGCCACGCUGACUUCUCUGCCUGAUGACGAGGACAAUGUGGUUCAUAAAGGCAGUGGGGCCAUGGUGGGGAGUGGGUUCAUGAGUCUCUACACUUCUGGUACUACCACGUGUCCCAGCUUGCAGAACAUGGUGAGGGAAGAGAUUGGAAGAAUACUGGAAAUUUAUGGUGAUGAACCCCUCAGCUUGACCAUCACAGGCCACAGUCUGGGUGCGGCUCUAGCUACACUGGCGGCACAAGAUAUAAACUCCAAUUUCAACAAUGCGCCGAUGGUGACAGUCAUAUCAUUCGGCGGACCACGUGUCGGAAACCAAAACUUCAGACACCAGCUAGAGAAAAGCGGGACCAAAAUUCUACGUAUAGUAAACUCCGAUGAUCUCAUCACAAAAGUACCCGGCUUCGUAAUUGACAACAAUGACAUGGCAGACCAGCAGGCUGUCAAAGUGGCAGGGCUGCCAAAUUGGGUUCAAAAGCGAGUGGAAGACACGCAAUUAGGUUAUGCUGAUGUUGGACAAGAGCUGAGACUAAGCGAAGGACGCCCAGAACCUGAAAGCAGGGAGCGUGGCAAUUGUCACGACUUAGCACGAUUAUUGGGAAUUAGUAAUGGUUUGUUAGUUCAAUUGUCAUAUCCGGCCACGGCCAGGAGAGUAUUGAGUAAACACCAUCGGGAAAAACUAGCAAUGACAAAGAGGGGCCAAAUGUGUGUAACCAUAGAAAAAGAUGAAGAAGAAGAAAGAAGUGACUAUAUAAUAAUUGAAGAUUUAAACGUGGAAAGCAUCAUUAAAAAAAAAAGGAGCGAUCAGCUUGAGGGCUUUGUUAAUCAUUUUUUCUUUUCCUCUAAUUUGAAGUCGAAGGCUUUAUUACUUUCGGCUAUGAUUCUGAAACGACGUACUAUUAUUGCAAAUUAA
Messenger RNA from Durio zibethinus, 2075 nucleotides. The record is from RefSeq and is a predicted model, not a curated record. NCBI's taxonomy places the organism in Eukaryota, Viridiplantae, Streptophyta, Magnoliopsida, Malvales, Malvaceae.